This is a messenger RNA of Magallana angulata, 812 nucleotides long. RefSeq lists its product as uncharacterized. Gene Ontology annotation, cellular component: extracellular region. Gene Ontology annotation, molecular function: peptidase inhibitor activity. The record is from RefSeq and is a predicted model, not a curated record. Lineage: Eukaryota; Metazoa; Mollusca; Bivalvia; Ostreida; Ostreidae. Bases 75 to 749 code for a protein of 224 amino acids. The transcript is spliced from 3 exons.
CAAUUGCAAGGUAUAAAAGCUCUGCAGUCUCCUCUUAGUGUUGUACGUCUACUGCUGGAACACACGAAAUCACCAUGAAUACCCUAGUCGUCUUCUCUGUCUUGGUUGCUUCAUGCUUUGCCGGCUAUGACAAGAGACCCCAAGGGGGCUACAAAUAUGGAACUUGCCCUCACUACAUAGACUAUGGUGGACUUGGACAAUCUUGCUUUUCGGAUUACCAGUGCCCUGGCGCCCAGAAAUGCUGCAACUACAGAUGCCAAGUUCCUCGAGAAGCACAAAGGUAUGGUAGCUGCCCAAACAAUCCAGCCAGCCCAGGAACUGGACAAUACUGCAACACAGACAGAGAUUGUUACUACAACCAGAAAUGUUGUACUGGUAUUUACGGCACCGUCAACACAUGCAAGUACAUUGGCUAUUACGGAUAUAAUGGAGCAAAUGUAUUCGGAUCCGGUCAAUUCGGAGGCAACCUGAAUGGCCUCCAGGUGGGACCUUUUGGCACAGGACUGGGACAAUCCGUUGUGUUUGAUGACGAUUUCAGUGGAGUUGGCGUUCCCGCUUUGGGAGGCGGCGUUCCCGCUUUGGGAGGUGGAGUUCCCGUUUUGGGAGGUGGAGUUCCCGCUUUGGGAGGCGGCGUUCCCUUUUUAGGAGGAGUUUCCCCUGUGGGAGGUGCUCCUUUUUUUGGAGGAGCCCCUGCUGUAGGCGGUGUUCCAAGCUUUGGUCCAGUAGUACCAAGAAGGAAGACCUAUUAACGACAUACGCCUUAACCAUGUCCUUUCUAUCUUAGUUCUCAAUAAACCAUAUUAGCAUUUUAG